GAAGACAUCAUGAAGAAGAUAAAGCAGGGAGAUUUCUCCUUUGAUGGAGACAGCUGGAAAAACGUCUCACAGGAGGCUAAAGAUUUGAUACAAGGGCUUCUUACUGUGGAUCCUAAUAAAAGAAUUAAGAUGUCAACACUGAGAUAUAAAUGAAUGGCUUCAAGAUGGCAGCCAACUAUCUUCCAACCCUCUGAUGACUCCCGAUGUCCUCGGCUCUGCUGGAGCGUCCGUACACACGCACGUCAAAGCCACUUUUCAUGCUUUCAAUAAGUACAAGCGGGAAGGUUUCCUCCUCCAAAAUGUGGACAAAGCCCCACUGGCAAAGCGCAGGAAGAUGAAGAAGACAAGUACCAGUACAGAGACUCGAAGCAGCUCCAGCGAGAGCUCUCACUCCUCCCACUCACAUGGUAAAACCUCUCCAACAAAGACUCUGCAGCCGACGAGCCAAUCCGAGAGCAAUAACCCCGACACCAUCUUCCAGUUUACGGACUAG
This is a messenger RNA of Staurois parvus, 493 nucleotides long. NCBI's taxonomy places the organism in Eukaryota, Metazoa, Chordata, Amphibia, Anura, Ranidae. The record is from the annotation of a GenBank genome assembly.